AUGUUCAAGCUAACUCUCCUCUCUGUUGCUGCCCUCGCUGCCUCUUUUGUCUCUGCUGAAACUGCCUACUUUGCCUUCAAAACUGUGGAACGUUCCAAAGAGUUUGUCUUCCAACUCACUGAUGAUGCCAAAAUUGCCCAGGCUAGAAGAAUCUUGAGUGGCGCAGAAACCCAAUCUGUUCACGUCUCUGGAAGAAUUAUCAAGACCCCAGCAACGUACAAUCCCUAUUGGCAAUUCAUUUUGGACCCUGAAACCAUCAGCUUCUUUGACCACUCUAUUGAGAUAUGUGAUGCCAACGUCAACUACGUUGGAGAACACUUGGACGAAGCCUGUGGCGCUUUCUUGCCCGGAUGUAUCUUCUGUCCCUGGACCAGUAAAAUUACCAGAGAAGUCAAGAGAGAGUAA
This is a messenger RNA of Mucor velutinosus, 405 nucleotides long. RefSeq names its product Rab geranylgeranyltransferase (gene BET4). The transcript has a single exon. Bases 1 to 405 code for a protein of 134 amino acids. NCBI's taxonomy places the organism in Eukaryota, Fungi, Mucoromycota, Mucoromycetes, Mucorales, Mucoraceae. The record is from RefSeq and is a predicted model, not a curated record.